Molecule: messenger RNA, 3825 nt
Organism: Phacochoerus africanus (Common warthog)
Lineage: Eukaryota; Metazoa; Chordata; Mammalia; Artiodactyla; Suidae
Gene: FBXO46
Product: F-box protein 46
Exons: 2
Coding region: 1405-3225 (606 amino acids)
Molecular function (GO): protein binding
Source: RefSeq, a predicted model, not a curated record
UCAGGGGUUUGUUGUUGUGUUGUUGUUGUUUUUUUAGCAAGAAACUGGGACUUCAGCAUAUGUUGUAAGUAUUAGGUGGGAUUGGAGAUUAUGAGAGGCAAGGAUUUUUAGGAUUUUUAGGAUUAGGACUCUGUUUCUGUGUCUGUGGGUGUUUGGAAGCUGUCUAAAUCUGGAAUGAUGUCUACAGGACCAGGAAAUAAAUGGGGUUUUAGUGGUAUCUGGUAUUGCCUGAAUUUAGAGGGACAGUAUGUACUGCAGAGUUCAGCAAAAUUUUUUCCAUAAAGGGUCAUAUAAUGAGUAUUUUAGGCUUUGCAGGCCGUAUGUCCUCUGUUGCAACUACUCUGCCGUCAUAGCAUGAGAGCAGUCAUAAACAAAUGAACAUGUUUCAAUAAAACUUUAUUUGCAGAGACAAGAAAUGGGCCGGUUGGGCACGUGGCUCCAAGUAGUAUGACGAGGAGUCAGCAAAUUGCUUUCACUGGUCUGUAAACAUGUGGAAGGUUCGAUAUUGAAAGGGUGUGUAGGUUUCAAGAUGUCUGGAGGGAGAUGGGCCGGGGAAGGAUCAAGGCUGAGGGAUUGACCCUGUUGGUCCCGCAGUGGAAUGUGGUUGUGUCGGACUCCUUAGCAAAAUUGCCUCCUCAUUAGGUCAUGCACACAAAGUCACUGCAAAAUAAAAGUUACUUUUACGAGCCCUAAAUUGAAAAGUCUAGAAACCAAGUUUGAAAGCCUGGUUUUGUGCUGUAUAAGCACAUUUCCCCACGCUGAGCCUCAAACUCAGCAAGUUGUGAGCAACGCGAGGAAACUAGACCAAAACAGGCCUUUUCAUCUCAGGAGUCUGGUGGCUAUGCUUAAGGAAAUUACCUGCGUGAUUUUGGUGCGAGUGUGUAAAUUCUCUGCACACACAGCUUUCAGAGAUUCUCAGAGAGACUCAUGACCCAAACCAAGUGAAGAGCUGAUUUCUUACGGGCCUGUCUGACUCUGACCUCUGAUUUUCUUUCCCCGCCCAACCCACCUUGUUCCUUCGUUCCUUCCUCCGUGGGCUCAAGCAGCCAUGGCUGUGGGCAGGGCUGGGAAUUCUUAUCUUUUCAGGGACUUUUUACUGGGUGAGCAAAUCAGAAAAGGAAGUACUGUCUGUCAGUUGGUACUUUCACUUCUGUUUAAAGGUGAGGCAGCUGGAGGCCUCUGGAUCGGGAGUGAAACCAGUCAGCUCCGGUCACAUUCUCGGUUUUACAAGAGCAGGUCCCAUCACCUCUGCAGCCCUCCCUUUGCUCACCUGCGCCAGAGCAGGAAGAAGUUCUUAGUGGGCUGAUUUGGUCUGUCCCCUCGGGUGGCCCCUGGAGCCCCCCACCGCCAUCCGGGUCCUGCGAUGUGGUGAACCAGCCUGCCUGUCUGCCGCCUUUCCCCAGAAUGGACCGAGGUGGCCUCUUGCCCUUCCAGCUGUGGUGCCCUCGGCCCUUUGGCACCUACUCCCAGAACCAGCCGCGCCCGCCUUCCGCAGCGCUCAAGCCAGCCUCCUGCUCCGAGCCAGGCAGUGGGGCGGAGCCAGAUCAUGGUCCCGCCCACUCAGAGAACACACCCCCGGCCUUGGCCGCCGAGGCGCCCGCCUCCCAGCCUGCCCCACUCCUUUCCGCAGCAGCUGCUGGCGACGAGGGUCGAGUCCUGCUGGACACGUGGUAUGUCAUCAAGCCUGGCAAUACAAAGGAGAAGGUGGCCUUCUUUGUGGCCCACCAGUGUGGUGGGGGCAGCCGGGCCAGUUCCAUGAAGGUCAAGGGGCACUGGGGCAGUGACAGCUCCAAGGCCAAGCGGAGGAGGCGCUGUCUUGAGCCUACUAAGGCUCCGCCGGACCCAGGGGGACAGGACGGGCCCCCUCCUGCUGAGGGGGCCCUGGCCUCAGCCAGCGAGGAUGUAGACCUGCUCUCUGUGGCCGAGAUGGUGGCCCUGGUGGAACAGCGGGCCGCCCUGGCCUUGCAGAACUACUCGCGCCCCAGCGCUCCAGCACCCGUGGUCUUUGUGUCCGCUGAGCAGGGCGGGCCUGCCAAGGGGCUGGGGUCCGAGCGGCGAUCGGGUGGUGGGGACUGCAGCCGGGUUGCUGAAGCGGUGGCCCACUUCGAGGCCCAGCGGGACAGCCCUCCAUCCAAGGGCCUCCGCAAGGAGGAGCGGCCUGGGCCAGGCCCCGGGGAGGUGCGCAUCGCCUUCCGGAUCUCCAACGGUCGAGAGCCCCGGGCGCCGGACGGCGGCCUGCCCAGUGGGAGCGGGGGCCGGCCAGGUUGUGCCUACCCUGGCAGCCCUGGUCCUGGGGCCCGGGCCAAGGACAAGAUCACCUGCGACCUUUACCAGCUCAUCAGCCCGUCUCGGGACGCCCUGCCCAGUAACGUGGAGUUCCUGCUGGCCAGGGCGGAUGAAGCCACCGAGGGUGAGAGCCCAGCCCCCGCCAGACCCGAGGACACGCCCCCGGCCCCCCCUCCCCCCCCUGCCCGGGACUGUGGCGCGUCAGGCUUCCAUGUGGAUGUGGUGGUUACGGGCGUGGUGGAUGAGUGCAUCUUCUUUGGCAAGGACGGCACCAAAAACGUGAAGGAGGAAACGGUGUGCCUGACGGUCAGCCCCGAGGAGCCGCCCCCACCCGGCCAGCUCUUCUUCCUCCAGCCCCGGGGACCCGACGGGCCCCCCGAGCCACCCCCGGCCGACGCGCCGGCCGCCGCGCCAGGCCCGGAUAAUGCCGAGGGGACGACGGACACUUCCCUGUGCCGCCUGUACCGGCACGUGUCGCACGACUUCCUGGAGAUCCGCUUCAAGAUCCAGAGGUUGCUGGAGCCGCGGCAGUACAUGCUGCUGCUGCCCGAGCACGUGCUGGUCAAGAUCUUCAGCUUCCUGCCCACGCGGGCCCUGGCGGCCCUCAAGUGCACCUGCCACCACUUCAAGGGCAUCAUUGAGGCGUUCGGCGUGCGGGCCACAGACUCGCGCUGGAGCCGCGACCCACUCUACCGCGACGACCCUUGCAAGCAGUGCCGCAAGAGAUACGAGAAGGGCGAUGUGUCGCUCUGCCGCUGGCACCCCAAGCCCUACCACCACGACCUGCCUUACGGACGUUCCUACUGGAUGUGCUGCCGCCGAGCCGACCGCGAGACGCCCGGCUGCCGCCUGGGUCUGCACGAUAACAACUGGGUGCUGCCCUGCAACGGGCCAGGCGGUGGCGGCGGGGCCCGGGCCGGCCGGGAGGAGGGGAGGUGAAGCCGGGGGAGGGGGGGGGGAAGAGCCCACCAUGCCCACCCCCACCCCCUCCCCCGAGGAGCCAAGGGUCAGGACUGGGGUCCCCGGCCCACACCCCUCCUCCAGGCAUCGUUGGGCCCCCCUCCAGAACUGAGAUGGGAUUCGGGGGGAUGACCCGAGAAAGCACUCUGAUUGAUCCCUGGUGGUUUUAUACUCUGCAGACGCUCAAGUUGGGUGUUUUGGUUGUUGGUUUUUUUUUUUUUUUUUUGAAUCAGAAUCAGCAUCUCAAUUUCUUCUCCAUUCAGCCCCAGUGCCCUCCUUGCCCCUCACUCUCCAUACCCCAGGGACCCACCAGCAGGGAGCAGAUGGCAGCUAAUUUUGGUACUACUUAAGGGUUCCCCCAUUCUGGCCCCCUUCCGCUCCCUCCCCCAACUCUUUCUCUCUGGAGCUGUUUUCUCCCAAGAGGCUGUAGCACCCAAGGUUGGUACCCUUCCUAACCUAUGACACCAGGGCUCACCUCCUCUUUAGGAGAUGGGGGCCAUCAGAUCAUCCGAUCACAUGGCAGCCUACCAUUUCUAGACACUUUCUCCCAUUAAAACAAUAAAAAAUGUUUUCUCCUUA